UUUAAACAAUCUGAAUCUUACAAUAUCUCAAUAGUGGUGUAGACGUUCACUAAGUUAAACGUGGAUUCGUAAUGCACACUUUUUUUCAAUAACAUUUGUUAUAUAUUGUUUAUUCCAAAAUCUGAGUAUUAAUUUAAAAUGGAACAGUGUUUAAAUAUCGAAACGUUGAAAAUAGCUAAAGAAGAACUCAGGGAAGAUGAAGAAACACGAAAUAAUGCUUUAUGUCAAAUGAGGUUAUGGUUGAAGCAAAAUAAAAAAAUUAUUCAUUCUCGUAGUGAUGACAGCUUUUUGCUAAGAUUUCUUCGAGCCAAAAAAUUCAGUUUGCCGUUAGCUCAAGAAGCUUUGGAACGAUAUUUAUUAUUGCGACAAACAUUUGGUAGUCAACUCUUUAACGAACUUGAUAUCACGUGUCCACGAUUAGAAAAACUUCUGGAACUCGGGUAUAUAUUUGUAGUUCCGAAGCGUGACAAAAAUGGACGUAGGAUUAUCAUAACAAGACCAGGAGUUUUCAAUCCAUCAAUGUGGACUAAUGCAGAAAUGUGUAGAAUGCAUGGUGUUACAUAUGAAACACUGAUGGAAGACCAAGAAAACCAAAUUCGUGGGUUUGUACACUACACAGAUGCAGCUGGUAUGUGCUUACAACAACUUACAUUAUUUACACCAAGAGAAGCUGUCAGAAUUGUAAAAAACGGAGAGCGAACACUUCCAAUGCGACACAAAGAAAUAUAUGGAGUAAAUGUACCAUUGAGUAUAAAAUUUGCAUUAGAUUUUGGAAUGACCUUGAUAUCUGAAAAAAUUAGAAGUCGUGUAAAAAUAUUUAGUUCAAUAGAGGAGAGCCAUACAUAUGUUGAUAAGUCAUUAUUGCCUAAAGAAUAUGGUGGAGAAAUGGAAAUGUCAACAAUGAUAGGUUUAUGGAAACAAGAAUUGUUAGAAAAACGAGAACAAAUACUCAAAAAUGAAAAAAUGUCGGUAAGAGAGGAUAUGUUUAGUGAGGGUGCACGACAAGGGCGAGUAUCAGCGUUGACAAACCACAAUCACCAUCACAUGGUUGGCAGUUUUCGUCAACUAACUGUAGAUUAG
Messenger RNA from Rhopalosiphum padi (bird cherry-oat aphid), 1080 nucleotides. Its product is annotated as alpha-tocopherol transfer protein-like. Gene Ontology annotation, cellular component: membrane. Bases 139 to 1080 code for a protein of 313 amino acids. The transcript has 8 exons. Lineage: Eukaryota; Metazoa; Arthropoda; Insecta; Hemiptera; Aphididae. The record is from RefSeq and is a predicted model, not a curated record. Gene Ontology annotation, molecular function: phosphatidylinositol bisphosphate binding.